Molecule: messenger RNA, 1338 nt
Organism: Fusarium fujikuroi IMI 58289
Lineage: Eukaryota; Fungi; Ascomycota; Sordariomycetes; Hypocreales; Nectriaceae
Exons: 3
Coding region: 1-1338 (445 amino acids)
Source: RefSeq, a predicted model, not a curated record
AUGGCGGACCUUGAACCACCAGCCCACAUUAUCACCAUCGUCGCAUCGCUCAAAUCGCUCGUCGCAGAAGUCAGGAUCGAGGCUUCUAAGCUUAACCGACUCAAUCUGGGGACUGCAUAUCGCCAUGCGGCACAGGGAGUGCCUAACGAUGCGGCUCAGCAAACUUCAAUUCUAGCUACCACUUCUGAGAACGAGGCACAGUCAGUUUCAAGCCAGCUGGACGUCAGCUCUGAGCCUCAUCCGCCCGCCAGUCCAUCCUCAUCACCAGAACUCAAGCCUUGGAGCUAUUCAAAGAAAGCAACCUCAAACGCAGCCAAAGCAGCGGUGCACAAACGACAAGUUAAAACUCGUACCAGCGUCAGACUCAACAAGACGGCCCAGCCAGAACCAAUCCCCAAUUGCUACGAGAAACGUAUCGAUGACCGCGAUGACAUCCAGAAGGCUCAGGUGUCUGGUUUGGCAGAAGCAAUGAAGCGUCGUUCAACGGAUACAUGGGACCUCGAACCGAAAGAUGGCUGGGAUGUCAACAAAAAUACCAUCAUGGGAGAUUCCGAGGAUCAUAUCAGGAUCAGAACAACCAAUACAGAGCAGUCUUUCCAUUCUCCUGGUUUCGAGGGCUUGAAGGACCGCAUAACAGCAAGACGGGUAGGUCGUAAAUUAGCAUGCUUCAUCAGCCACCCCAAGCGUUAUAUUCCUUUCUACGCUGGAGUCAUGAAGUCUCCUCUGUGGAAUCUCUGUCCUCUUCGUGCGGGCAGACUCGCUGAUAUUGGGGGGCUCAGAAGGGCUAAUGUGCCUUACGCGCACUGCCCGGGGCAGUAUGCGGGGACUGCGAUGCAUAAAGAGGAAGCCAAUUUCGGAUCAGCGAGUGUGGGAUUUGCUGGGAUAACGGCCUUUCUGUUCGUCGAUACAAGAGGUACGACGAUGUUGCAAGAUUGGGUUCGGGAUACGAUUCCCGAUGCUCCUCCGAAGGAGAAGAGCUGUGAUCAGUGGGUGUGUCAUUUAAGUAUCUUGUUCAGACCUGAAAAACUCGAAGAAGGCGCCGUGCGUUCCACAGUCCUUCUUCAAAGAGUGGGAGAUCUUAUCUUUACGAAACGGAAUAGUAUCAUCAAGUCGCUAUUCUUCAAGAUUCGCUCUCUCUCUCGAUCAACUACAUCAGCGAAUCAGAAACACACGGCUUCUUUUAUGAAAAGAGUCCUCUCUGCUGCUGUCAGAACCAAUACAGCUUUUACUUCAUUAUACCUCUUAGCAGGUUCUCACGUCGAAAUCAUGAAUAAUGAAGUCCAAAAGGAUAGAAACGAAAAGCAAUCCACGACGAUGAAGAUAACUCAGAUAGUGUAA